AUGGUCUCUGCUUAUCGAGCUGAUGCCUUGCGCGACCCAACUGCAGAGCUGAAGGAGCUGUUCGCCGCGCAUUCGACUGUGCAGGACUUUGCCUCACAGGUAACAAGGCACUUCUCGAGUGUGUUCAGUUCAGAUGGAGCAUUUUCCGAGAUUCCAACAUUAGACGUGCGAAACCCGCCAGAGUCGUAUCGCGACAGGUCCCUCGUCCGCUUCCGAGCGAUGGUUCAAGACACGUCGCCUUCGCCCGGAAUGUAUUUGCGCAGAAAAGCGUCAGGCUCCCUUGGAGGGUGGGGGCUACAUGAAGACACUCCCGGCGAUGAUGAUCAGAAUGUCGAUGUCAGCGAAUUGAGAGAAUGCACCACGGUCUGGGCCGUCAGUAUACCUGGAGAGUCAGACUGGUGUUUCGAGGAGCUCAGCGGUCCAAGUGAACAAAGCCCACAUGUCCAUGUACCAUUGAAGUCGUAUAAAUACCCCGACCAUGAAGGUUCCCAUGUGGGCGUGCAAGUGAAGCUCUACGACCUGGACGCGGCAGAACGGCUAAAGUCAGCGGACCUUGCAACUUUUGUCGGCAUUUUAACGAAAGAGCCGAUGGAUAUCGAAGCCGAGUCUCCCCCAGAAGUUCCAACCCUUCAUGUGCUUUUCACCCGGCCUCACGAACGUUCGUUAGUUCAAAGACCGUAUCCUUCUGCCAGUUCUCUUUCGGUUCGUGAAGAGUUAGUUAACUGGAUAGCAUUAGAAGCCCUUGGAGGAGAUGUUGACGCAGCUGAAUGGAUUCUUCUUGCAAGCAUCGCGAGAGUUCAAUCACGAAAUCCACCCCUUCUCCCUCCCUCCGUCACACUGUUCCAGUUUCCUUCUCCGCCUGUCCCCUCGUUGGCAGCUGGAUCCGAGGACCAGACCCCAAUACUCCCCACACCUGCUCUAUCUCACGUCCUCUCACUUUUACUGCCUCUCGCUCAAACGCUUCCACUGUCACUGGCGACUCUUAACAAGGUCCCUUUCUCACCCGAAAGCAAGGAUGAAGACCUCCACUCAGGUGCUCUGCAAUUACCUCACGGCUCCAUGCUGCUGGUCACGGAGGGAGGAGUCAGGGAAGGGAAGCUUAUCGAGAGAGGUGUGUCUUCUGUGAAAGCCCAGCCCCUCCCACCACCCCGGCUGACGGUUAAUUAUGCCGGCAACGCAGGACUUGUGAACAUUAACGCACUUCAAGAGGUACUCUCCUCCCAAACUCUCACCUACGCUUUCCCUUUUAGUUCAUUUUCCUUCCCCACCGACAUCGGCUGCAUCAUCCUCACCGAAGGCAAGAAGAGCGCGUUUUUCAAGACCGACAUCUCUGUGCCCUUCCAGCCCAGUUCCUCUCGUCCUACUGACGUCUCGAAUCUGUAUAAGCCUGCGUCAGACCUUGUGCUGCCCGAGGCAGACAAGAUUGCCGCGUUCCGGGAUUGGAUUGUCGGUGCUCAGCACGGGAAAGUGCAGGUCAGCGUCGCAACUUCGGAGGUAUAUCUCAACCAUCGGGUGUUUAGCGGAAGACGCAUCUCAUGA
Phanerochaete carnosa HHB-10118-sp is the source of this 1539-nucleotide messenger RNA. RefSeq lists its product as uncharacterized. Gene Ontology annotation, biological process: DNA-templated DNA replication. The transcript has 6 exons. Gene Ontology annotation, molecular function: chromatin binding. The record is from RefSeq and is a predicted model, not a curated record. Lineage: Eukaryota; Fungi; Basidiomycota; Agaricomycetes; Polyporales; Phanerochaetaceae. Bases 1 to 1539 code for a protein of 512 amino acids.